AUUUUAACUAUUUUCCUCUCGAACGUAGCAUAGAGCAGGCGUGACUCGGUGAAAAAAGUCAAUUCUUUUGAAUUUGAACGGAAACUAUAAGCAAUAUUAACUCUACGAAAGCAAUAUUAACUGUACGAUUUUGUUCUCGCAACCGGAUCGGUGACUUAAUGACGAAUUAAUUCAAUAAAUUAAGGAUUUUGUGAUUUUUUUUAAAUAUUUUUAUUUUGGACGCUCUAUUGUAACAAUGGCCCAAUCAUCAACCACAGUUCGACCGAAAUUCGCCGCCGAAGGUCAACCGUUCACCGUUUUCAUUGAAGGCAACAUUGGCAGCGGAAAAACGACAUUCCUUAAUUACUUCAAAAAAUUCGACGAAGUGUGCCUUCAAGCUGAACCGGUUGAAAAGUGGCGCGAUGUUGCUGGAGUAAAUUUGCUGGAUUUAAUGUACAAAGAUCCGGAACGAUGGGCUAUGCCUUUCCAAACAUAUGUCACCCUGACAAUGCUACAAACACACACUUUGGCAACGGAGAAAAGUAUUAAAUUGAUGGAACGUUCUCUUUUCAGUGCAAGGUACUGUUUUGUCGAGAACAUGCUGACCAAUGGGGUUUUGCACCAGGGCAUGUACAAUGUGAUGCAGGAAUGGUACAAAUACAUUCGCGAAAAUGUUCACAUACAGGCUGACUUAAUUGUGUAUUUGCGUACAACGCCCGAGGUGGUCUAUGAACGGAUGAAAGCUCGUGCCCGGUCCGAGGAGAAAUGCAUUCCAUUCGAAUAUUUGAAACAGUUGCACGAGCUGCAUGAAAAUUGGUUGGUUCAUGGACAUCACGAAAGGCCAGCACCGGUUCUAAUGCUGGAUGCCGAUCUGCCGAUUGAGGACAUAACCAAAGAAUAUGAACGAUCUGAACAGAGUAUUCUUUCGAAGAAACCGAUACUGAUCGAGAAUACAAAUCAGCAAGCAUUGUACACAACACCAACAAAGCGACAGCGAACCAAUUGAUCCAAUUGAUUGAACGCGGGUACGAGAUGUAUUUUUAAGUGUAAGGUAGGAUUUUACUGAUUUUUUGUGGAAAUUGAAAUUAAAAAAAAUCUUGUGCAAAUAUGCCGGAUAUAGAAUUGUGUGCCUUUGCCAAAAAAUUUUUUUUUCCUUAUUGGAAGGUCAUUAAAUUUUCUCUGUUUAACCGAUUAUUAUCAUUAUUUGUACUUAGUUUAAAAUUUAUAGGCAAUUCAGAUAGCAAUAAACAAAAAUUGAAAG
Molecule: messenger RNA, 1240 nt
Organism: Bradysia coprophila
Lineage: Eukaryota; Metazoa; Arthropoda; Insecta; Diptera; Sciaridae
Gene: dnk
Product: deoxynucleoside kinase
Biological process (GO): nucleobase-containing compound metabolic process
Cellular component (GO): mitochondrion; cytoplasm
Molecular function (GO): ATP binding; deoxynucleoside kinase activity
Source: RefSeq, a predicted model, not a curated record